This is a messenger RNA of Parasteatoda tepidariorum (common house spider), 561 nucleotides long. NCBI's taxonomy places the organism in Eukaryota, Metazoa, Arthropoda, Arachnida, Araneae, Theridiidae. The record is from RefSeq and is a predicted model, not a curated record.
AUGACUGCAAAUGUUAACAAAAAGAAAUAUUCCAGUGUGUUUGUUGAAGGUAAUAUUCGUAGGAAGAGUCACAAAUGCCCUUACUGCAAAUAUUGCACAUUUCAUGGUGGUCACAUGACGUAUCACAUUAGAACUCACACUGGAGAAAAACCAUUUGCUUUGUUUGCUUUGGACAGUGUUGAAGAAUCGACUCUUAGAACUAGAGUUCGCAGAGGAAAGAGAAAGACGCAUGGUUGUCCCUACUGUAAUUAUUGCACAUUUCAUACCGGCCACUUAAAGAGCCACGUCAGAACUCACACUGGAGAAAAACCUUUUGUUUGCAGGAAAUGUGGCAAAUGCUUUGCACAAAAAACUGAAAUGCUCUAUGUCAUUAGUGGAGGAAAAGCACAUAAGAUACACCAGUGCUCUUUCUGCAGUUAUGCUACAACUAAUAGUACUCAUAUAAAGGACCAUUGUAGAACUCAUACUGGUGAAAAACCAUAUGUUUGCAAAGAAUGUGGCAGCUGCUUUGCUCAAAGCUCCACUUUGAAGAGACACCAGAUGACUCAUAUCAAGAAGUAA